AUGGAUUCCCGGUCGGUGAGCAAUUUCGAGCUGAAAGCCAUCAAUGCCUGGGACAAGCGUAACUUUACGCGCGGCAUCAAGAGUUUGUUUUUGGAGUACUGCUCCAACAGUACGGUGCACGGGAUCAAGUACUUUGGCUGCAAGCGACGAACCCUGUUCGAGAAGAUUUGGUGGAUCGCAACGUUCCUGCUGUCGGUGUACGGAUGUGGCCGAUUGAUCCAAAACAUCUACCGCAAAUGGGAACAGACGCCGGUGAUUGUGAGCUUCGCGGAGAAGUCUACACCGGUGUGGCAGAUCCCGUUUCCGGCCAUUACGAUCUGUCCGGAAACGAAGGCACGCAGCGAGUACCUUAACUUCACCCAGGUAUACUUUCAGAUGAACGAUACCUACCGGGAGGAAAUGGCCAACGAAACUUACGAUCGGUUCCGUGCGGUGGCACAGGCCUGCGAUGCUCACAUUCUUAAAGGUGUCAGUCUGAAUCAAACAACCGAUCCGAACUGUGUCGAUCUGUUGCGAAACGUAUCGAUGCCCUUAGAGACGGCACUGUUCUUCUGCAAAUGGCGUAAUGAUGCAGGACUUUGCAGUGAAUUCUUCACCGAAACCAUAACCGACGAAGGCAUCUGUUUCACGUUCAACUCACAGUCCGCGGAGGAGAUGUUGCGGCUCGACGAGCUUCACAGUGACUAUGAGUACAUAUCGGAGAAAAGACAAUCACCGCUGUGGUCGCUGGAAGAAGGUUACGCGGAAAAUACGGAUCUGGACACCUAUCCGGUGCGAGUGCUGGGGGCUGGCGCUAGAGCUGGGCUUUACGUGCUGUUGAAUCUGUACGAGCGAGAUACGGACUUUAUCUGUCGCGGACCCGUACAAGGAUUUAAGAUAUUGCUUCAUACCUCCAGCGAAUAUCCGCAAGUUUCUAAACAGUACUAUCGGGUGCCGCUCCAUCAGGAAGUUAUUAUAUCGGUCAAACCACAGAUGAUUACUACCUCCGAUGGAUUGCGCGACUACACUCCGGAACGCCGGCAGUGCUUCUUUAACCACGAGCGCCAUCUGAAGUACUUCAAGGUGUACACACAACAAAACUGUGAGCUAGAAUGCACCACCAACUACACACUGCACCGUUGCGGUUGUGUCAAGUUCUCGAUGCCACGGGACGAUCGUACGGAAGUUUGUGGUGCAAGCAAAAUCGAAUGCUACAACGAUGCAGAAGACGAACUGCUGGAGGAAGAUGUAAAGUUCAUUGUGGACAAAUCACGCGACUAUCGAGCAAAGUGUAACUGUCUGCCAGCUUGUACCUCAGUGCAGUAUGAUGCAGAAAUUUCGCAAGCCGAUCUCGACUGGAAGAGUCUUUUUGCUGCGUACCGACAGUCGCUCGGUGAGCAGGAUGGAGCCCAGUUUGCGCGGCUAACGAUCUACUUCAAGGAGGCGCAGUUUAUUACGUCCAAGCGGAGCGAGCUGUACGGUGUGACUGAUUUUUUGGCCAAUUGUGGUGGUUUGCUAGGGCUGUUUAUGGGCGUUAGUUUGCUGAGUCUUGCGGAAUUGAUCUACUUCUGCUCGAUAAGGCCGUUCACCAUACUGCGUGCGUAUCGGGCCAAGAGGCGUGAGUCGAAUGUUUUCUUCCAGCCACCGCCAAUCAUAGAAAAACCUAAGGAGUUUUAA
Anopheles maculipalpis is the source of this 1656-nucleotide messenger RNA. RefSeq names its product pickpocket protein 28-like. Gene Ontology annotation, biological process: sodium ion transmembrane transport. Gene Ontology annotation, cellular component: membrane. The record is from RefSeq and is a predicted model, not a curated record. Bases 1 to 1656 code for a protein of 551 amino acids. NCBI's taxonomy places the organism in Eukaryota, Metazoa, Arthropoda, Insecta, Diptera, Culicidae. The transcript is spliced from 5 exons. Gene Ontology annotation, molecular function: ligand-gated sodium channel activity.